AUGAGCUGGACGCGUCCUUGCCACGGAGUGGACUGGAGCCACAGCCUCUUUUACCUGACUUUACUGCUGUGGACCAGACGCAUGAAUGGACUGGCUGAUUUCUCAAACUACCUGGUCAGAAUCAUCACCAGUCAUUCGGCUCACGCGUGUGAUGGACAGCCUCUGCGACUCCAUUGUCCACGUCACUCCACCAUCUCCAUCCAGUCUGCCUUCUACGGGAGCAGUGAGGCGAGGCUGUGCAGAGCAGACCCUACACUCAGAGCCCAAAACCACAGCUGUUCAGCUUUUACUGCUCUACAGAAGCUGCUGUCAGAGUGCCAGAGCCACAGAGAUUGUCAGCUGCCUGUCAAUCCCCUGCUAUUUGGGAAGGACCCCUGUCCUGGAACUACCAAAUACCUUCAUGUGGACUACAAGUGUAAACCAACUGAACACAAAAGACAUGUGGCAUGUGAGGGAGAGACCAUGGUCCUGCACUGUAAGCCCCCCAGGGUGCUGAACAUCUAUGCAGCUGUCUAUGGGAGAGGUCUGAGCCAGACUGACACCUGCCCCUCACACCUGACAAGACCACCCCCAUUUGAGUGUCUGAACCAUGAGGCUGUCCAGUUGGUGUCCAAGGCCUGCUAUAGCAAACAGACUUGUGCUGUUGCCGUCAGCAACAAGACCUUUAGGGAUCCCUGCUUUCCAGGAACCAGGAAGUACCUCAGUGUGGUCUAUUCUUGUGUGCCAAGGACUUUACUAAAGGAGGCAGACCCCAGCAUAUUCAGCUCCACCUCAUCUCCUAUUGUGAGCACAGAAAAAGGCUCUCCUGCAGAUCUGGAGGAACCUGUUUCCAAAGAGGCAAGAAGGCCAGAGAACUCAGGAGCCAUGAUGAGCAACUCUCUCCUGACCUAUGCCUACAUUAAAGAGCAUCCAGAAAUGGCAGCGCUGUUGUUCACCUCCAGCGUGUGUGUCGGUCUUCUGCUCACACUGCUGGCCGUAUCAGUUCGAGUGACCUGCAAAGGGCAUCGGCUUAGAGAUCAGAGACUCGCACCCAGGUCCCACAGUCAGACUGCCAACUGCCAAGAGAAUGAGGACGAUGAGGAAGAGGAAGAUGAUGAUGAUGAUGAUGAAGAAGAGGGAACAGAAAGCUCUUUAAUCUCAGCCACAGAAAGGAAGGCAAUAUAUGGCUGGGAGGAGGUGACUUAUGUGAGUGAGGCAGCGGAACGGGCAGAGAGGAUUGAGCGCAGAGAGAUGAUCAUACAAGAGAUUUGGAUGAAUGCCUAUCUGAAUGGCAGCUCAUGUUAACUGAAUGCUACUCAGCACCUUCAGGAUCUUUUCAAGAUUUUCUCCAGAAGCUCAAAGCCUUUGAUUACUGACACUCUAAGAAACUUUUUUUACACUGUAAGGCAGUUUGUUGCAGUAUGUUUUUUUUUGCCAUUUUGUGGGAGCAUUGCUUAUGAAGACUGUAUAAUUUAGGUGGAACUGCAGUAAUGGUAAUUUUUAAAGGGUCCGCAGGGUUUUAUGCUGUAAAAGCAUAGUCACAGAUUAGUUUUGCAGUCACAAAUUCAUAAAUGAUGUGAUUGCUAAAGUGUUGUAUUUAUUCACAGUCACCACCAGAUGAAGCUAGGAUUUCAGGUUGAAGCACUGUUUACAGAAGUCAUUAAACUCCCACGUUUAUUCAAGAAUAUUACUAUAUUGAUUCAUUAUUAAAGGGUCUCAGCAGCUGAUAAAGUACCAUAAACCCAAGAACAUGUCAGGGAAUGUCUGUCUGUUCCUCUCAUCUCUGAACUCCAAUGGGGUUAAAAAUGUGUUUUACAUCAUGAACAAAUUUGUGGUUUAUGUGUUAAGUGUUAUCUUUCUUAGCAGUGGUAAAAAUGUUUUGGUGUCCAUUUGAAAACAUAUUCAGUCUACAAUGAUUUGAUUUAUUAUGACAGA
Molecule: messenger RNA, 1914 nt
Organism: Scomber scombrus (Atlantic mackerel)
Lineage: Eukaryota; Metazoa; Chordata; Actinopteri; Scombriformes; Scombridae
Gene: eva1c
Product: eva-1 homolog C (C. elegans)
Exons: 8
Coding region: 1-1284 (427 amino acids)
Molecular function (GO): carbohydrate binding
Source: RefSeq, a predicted model, not a curated record